UACAUGAGAAUAUGCAAGUUUAAUUGCAAAAUGUUUUUUUUUUUGGUUUCUAUUAUUUUUCUUAUUUUGUUUUCGUUUCACAUAUGAAUACUAUUUAGAUGUGUAAAUAUAAUUUAAACUGCCAUCAAUGCAACUCAUUUUUAAGUUAACUUGUUUUAUUCGAGUCUUUUGAAUGCAUAAUAAUGAAUGACACCAACUAUAAACACAUAAUACACAUUAUAUCGUACACAUUCACUGAGCAUGCUUUCGUGACAUAUCUAAUAAAAAUGAGUAGAGAACAUGUCAUAAAAUAAUGCAGCAGUGAAUAUACAUGUAUAUUCAAAUAUAGUAGAUACAUUAAAUGAAACGGUAUUUAAUUCAAAUUAUUUUUCUUGUAGUCGUGUUUCGGUAAUGCGUGGCCAAGUGGUAACACCUCAAGGACUGGGAAUAAUUGGCAUUCGCGUGUCAGUAGAUCGAGACUCACGAUUUGGUUUCACGCUCACUAGGCAAGGUGGAUGGUUUGAUGUUUUGGUCAAUGGAGGAGGGGCCGUAACGUUACAGUUCCAGAGGUCUCCGUUUAGACCCUUAACACGAACCGUUUUCGUUCCAUGGAAUCAGAUCGUAGUACUACCACCUGUGCAAAUGCAGCUGAACGACGAAGAUGACCAAACAAGGUUGGCGAUAAAACCAAUGCUCGCAAAUCCAGCAUACAGCUUCCUAAGCAUUUCACAAUAUCGUUUCCUAGAAGAUAACCCGUCCCCGGUAGCGAUUUGUUUAGAGCAUGACCAUGCCCUAUUGACACCUUUGCUGUGGAAUGGAAUGACAAAUGGUUUUGGCUCCAAGCCAGGAAAGAGUGUAAUUUUUGCUGAAACACAGAUUGUGCAAGAAUCAAUUCAAAUCCCGGGUUCGAACCUACAUUUAACCUACCAAACAUCACAGGCUUCCGGGUACAAAAGUAUCGUGCGUAUGCAACUAACGCACGAUACAAUUCCCGAAACACUAACUCACGUUCACAUUGGAGUCCAAAUUGAGGGAUCAUUGCAUGUGAAAACUUACGAAGCAGACCCGAAUUUGAGCUACAUUUUUGCAUGGAAUAAACGCAACGUGUACAAACAGAAGGUUUACGGUACCGCAGUGGCUCGCAUAUCUAUCGGCUAUAAGCACUCAACUUGCAAAGACAUAAUUUGGGAAACGCAAACAGCCAAACUGCAAGGUUUCGAUGUGGACAUAUCGGAUAUUGGUGGUUGGGGCCUGGAUAUUCAUCAUCACUAUAAUUUCCACGAGGGAAUUUUGCAAAAAGGUGAUGGAACAACGUUACAUCUAAAAGAAUACCCCCGAGUUGUCAAACAGGUCAUGGGAGACGGCCAGCAAAGGCCUCUGAGUUGUAAGGAUCAUUGCAACGGGUUGUCUAAACACGCUAGACUGUUGACGCCAAUUGCGCUCACUUCAGGACCGGAUGGUAGCUUGUACGUAGGUGACUUUAAUCUUGUGCGAAGAAUUACGACAAAUGGUAGCGUGUUCACAGUGCUUGAAUUGGAAACAACACAGGUAGCUUAUCAAUAUUACCUUACGGUCUCCCCAGCAGACGGCCAUCUGUACAUUUCGGACCCAGAAAAACAUAAAAUUCUAAGAGUCGUGCAACUAGAAAACGUCCCUGAUCCAAGCUCAAACAGCGACGUAGUAGUUGGCAGCGGUCAACGGUGCAUUCCGGGUGACGAAGAAAACUGUGGAGAUGGAGGUCCAGCUAAGCAAGCUAGAUUGUCUCAUCCGAAGGGUAUCGCAAUUGCUGCUGAUAAAACAAUGUACAUCGCAGACGGUACAAACAUCCGGGCCGUGGACCCUAGAGGAAUUAUUCAUACUUUGAUUGGUCACCACGGUCAUCAUAACCAUUGGAGUCCUGCCCCAUGCAAGGGAGCGCUCUUAGCAACCCGAGCACAACUUCAAUGGCCGACGGGACUAUCGUUGAACCCAUUGGAUGGCUCCCUUCACUUUAUUGAUGACCGAUUAGUUCUCAAACUGACGGCAGACAUGAAAAUUAAAGUGGUAGCUGGAGUUCCUCUACAUUGCAACGGUAACGAUGAACACAACAAAACAACCUCAGACGACGUUCUUGGAACGGUGGUGGCAAUGGCAUUUGCUCCAUCGGGUGAUCUUUACAUAGCGGAUACCGACUCACGAAGAGUCAAUUCAAUUAGAGUCGUUGACUCUGCUGGAAAUAUGCGUUCAUUUGCUGGUAAACUGGAGAAUGGAAUGCAAAGCUGCGAUUGCACCAAUGCCAGUAACAGCGGCAGUAAUAGUUUUGGUACAAACGGAAACAGUUACAGUACCAUCACGCCGUCAGCCACAGUCAACCCAGCCAGAUAUAAUGCCAACCCUACCCAACAAAAUCCCUCUGUAAUGAUGAUGAUGAUGACUGGGUGCUUGUGUAACAAUCAAGCCAACACGAAUAACAUUCCCGGAGGCAACAGUAACAGUAGAAACAGAAAGGAAGACAUUUCUGGUACACAACCGGAAACUGUCCUGUCAUCAAACAUUAAGUUCCAAGCCAUUUCCGCUAUUGCUGUAGCACAAGAUGGAAUCAUCAACAUAGCGGAUCAAGGUUCACUUCGAAUCCUAGCUUUACAACACUAUCUGCCCCAACAUGACAGCAAUGGAGAGUUUCAAAUUCCCUACACGCCAACAAAUGAAGUGUAUGUGUUCAACCGUUACGGACAGCAUGUUGCGACUAAAGAUCUAUCAUCCAGCAAGACACGUUACUCAUUUCUCUACUCUAAAAAUACCAGCUUUGGAAAGCUAUCCACCGUUACUGACAGUUCCGGAAACAAGAUACAAUUUCUACGCGACUACAGCAAUGUGGUGAGCUCGAUAGAAAAUACACAAGAUCAUAAAUCAGAACUAAAGAUCUCAUCUAACGGUAUGCUGACUAAAAUUAUCGAACGAAAAGGAAAAUCUGAACUGCAAUUUGACUAUGAUAGCAACACUGGUCUGCUUCUCAGUCGUACUGGAAAUGGAGAAACGUUUAUCUACCAGUACGAUGAGUAUGGACGAAUGACGAAAGCAAUUUUGCCCAGUGGAGAAGUGGUUCGGAUAACAACCAUUCUCGGGGAGAAAAAUGAUUAUCUGGGAGUGCAGGUGAGUGAGAGCAUUUACUCACACUUUUCCCAAAAACCAGCGACGCCUACCUUGUUUUCAUUGACGGGCGGCAUUAAGAAUGCCAUCAUAGCAAAGGACGAAGAAGUGAUCACCGCAAAGAUCAGUCACAUCAACAACACACUUUCCGUGUUCUGCUCCAACGGUAUCGCAAUAGACUCGUCGGCGGUCUCUGCUCAUCCUUACUUGGAAAAGACAAUGCCAAUCGAAGCCGAAAUGUUACCAAUGUGGUCUCAUCAGACGGUCAAAAUGGGAGAUAAUCUAAUCAACACAAUGUAUUCCAAGUACAGUUACGUGGCAAAUGAAAACAAUCGCGUACCCCAACAACGCUUCAGCCGCGAAAUUUGGGUUAACAACAGCCGUACCAUUCGAAUCGAUUACGAACAAUUGCAAAAUCGAGAAGUGUAUAUGAACAAGUACGAUGAAAUUAUAUUAUCAGUAUUAUUCGACCAAUCCGGUCUUCCAAUUUCGUACUAUCCUGGUGGCGAAACAAGCCGCUUCUUUCCUCUGAAUAUGACUUAUGAUCGAUUCAAUCGAGUUGAAGGCUGGCAGUGGGGACCAGCUGAAUUGAAGUAUAACUACGAUAUGAACGGUUUGCUGUCUGAGAUUACCAGUCAGCAGGAUGGCAUUAUAUCAUACUCUUACAAUGAGCUAAAUUUGCUAUCCGAAAUCUCACUUGGUAGUCAGCGAAAGUUCAAGUUGACUUACGACGCUAACGGAGGGUUACGGCACAUCACCCUACCUAGUGGGACUAAACACUCUUUCAGUAUUCAACCAUCAAUCGGAUUUAUUAGAUUUACGUACACUCCACCAGGCAGUAACAAGCCAUACCUGCAACAUUACUCAUACUCUGGAGCAUUGCUUCAAACAAUUUACCCAGGCGAUGGUGCUAGAAUCAUAUAUCGGUACAACAGUGCGAACUUAGUGUCGGAAAUAAUACACGGAGAUGGGAAAAGUGAAUUCUCGUACGGAACAAGCACCGGUAUGCCAUCUGCUGUUGUGCACACGGAGCGCGAUCUUGAGUACCGAUGGGACUUUGACUACGUCGGAGGUCUGCUGAUGGAAGAACGCAUUGACUUUUCCGCGAAAACGGGGCUCUCGAAUGCAAAGUUCAGUUAUGAAUAUGACGGUAACUUCCGUCUCAUUGCCAUCCAGGGUAGAAUUGGCGGUCAAAACUUGCAGAGUCAAAAUUUUGCAUAUAACGAAAAAACAGGCAGCUUGGAUCAGAUUGGUCAGUUCAAGGUAUCGCAUCCGACUCCAAACCAAACAACUGUAGGCGAUGGAACUGCCACAUUCUCCCGCACUAUUGAUGGACGUUUCCUGGAAACUCUUAUAACUGUUAUGAUUCAUCGAAUGGCGGUUUUCCGUAUGGAGUUUACCCAUGAUAUGCAUGGACGAAUAGCUCAAACACGCACAUACACACGAAAUGUUGGUGUCAACACCUAUACAAACAUCAAGAACUAUACAUGGGAUUGUGAUGGCCAACUGGUAGGUGUUGAGGCACAAGAACCAUGGGGCUUCCGAUACGAUGACAAUGGCAAUAUGCUUUCCCUCACAUAUCGUGGCAAUACAAUUCCAAUGGAGUAUAGCAAUACUGAUCGAAUCCUUAAAUUUGGCGAAGGACCAUACAAAUAUGAAGCCCGCGGUUUGGUAGCUCAAAACGCCCGUGAGGAGCGCUUCCACUAUAGCACACAAGGACUUCUGAUAAGAGCUACAAAACGUGGCCGUUUCGACGUCCGCUACUAUUAUGAUCACUUGAACAGAUUAAUCACGCGGAAAGAUAACUUUGGAAAUGUGACCCAAUUUUUCUACAACAACCAGGAACGACAAAACGAAGUGAGUCAAAUUUAUUCUCCACGCGAUGGCAAGCUCAUGUCGCUAACUUACGACGACCGAGGCCAUUUGGUCUACGCACAAGUAUAUCGCCACAAGUACUACAUUGCCACUGAUCAGUGUGGCACGCCAGUUAUGAUGUUCAACCAAUACGGAGAAGGCAUCAGAGAAAUUAUGCGCUCGCCAUACGGACACAUCGUGUACGACUCCAACCCAUAUCUGUACAUGCCAAUUGAUUUCUGUGGUGGCAUUCUUGACCAGGUUACUUCUUUGGUACAUAUGCCAAAUGGAAAAGUUUAUGAUCCUCUGAUAGGCCAAUGGAUGACUCCAAACUGGGAAAAUGUAGAUCAACGAAUCUCAAAUCCUACUCGGUUACAUCUAUACCGUUUCAAUGGCAAUGAUCCGAUCAAUCACCACCACACGAGAGAUCAUCCAAAGGAUCACCUGGCAUGGAUCAAGCUAGUGGGAUACGACAUCAACAGCCUAGUUCCACAGGCUAACGAUCGACUUUACCAGCAAAAGAAUCCUUGGACACGACUGCAUCGUUCGCUUGUGAUGCCUGAAAUUAUGCAACACACGCACGAUCCCGAUCCAAUCACUAUUGAAUCAGGCUUUUUAUCGUAUUUAUCAAGGAGGAAAAUUAAAUCAUUGGCAGACUUAACUACUCCUCCCAAAUCAGCCCUAAAGUCAGAUGCCAUGAGUAUUGGACUCCUCAAAAUUGGUGCUGCGUCGGAACCACCAUUUGGCAAAGGAAUCAUUGUGUCGCGUACUGUUGAAGGUCAAGCGAUUGUGUCCAGUGUACCGGCGGCGAACCCGAUUUACCGUGAUGUCUACACCUCUGUCUUCAAUCGUACCCGUUUGCUGCCCUUUACGUUUGUCGUUCACAAUUCGCUACAAGAUGCAUUCUUCUUCGUGAAGGAAGACUCGUGGCGGGCUAGCGAGGAUCGCCAGCAGCUCAAACGAUUACAAGGACAAGUGAAUACAACAUUCCACGAGGGUUCACGAGAGAAUGGCAGUGGCAAUAACCACCUGGAUGUUAAGCUACACAUUCAGAAUGCGGUUAUUAAUUUGAAAUAUGGCACUACAGCGGAGAAGGAACGGCAACGGUUGAUGCAUCAUGCCAAGCUGCAAGCGGUUCGAAAGGCAUGGCAUCGGGAAAAGGAAUUACUGAGGAAUGGACUCAUAAGCAGUUACGAUUGGACGCAACAGGAGUCAGAUGACAUAAUGAAGAAUGGAUAUGCCAAUCUGUACGAGGGGGAAUAUAUUCACGAUAUUGUGCAGUACCCAGAAAUGCUUGAGGAUCCGUUCAACAUUCGAUUUGUGAAAAAGAAAACAAGCCAAUCUAGGAAACGAAAGCGAAGAGACGUGAAAGAUGUUUUACAAACAGAAAUCUCCUCUAUCACAAACUGCUUUGGAGGGAAAUGUUAACGGAAACUUAGCUUGCCAAAUUGUUAAGUAACAAGGCGCACUUCCGUGGGUCUCAUAUUCCCUUGUCGCAGCUAUCUCACUUUAUCCAACCAAUACCAGAACAUGAAAACGGAAGGUGGAGGAACAUAACACACAAAAGGUGAUUCGAGCUUUUGAGACUGUCGUCAUGAAUUAUAGACAAACAUAUUAGAAUAUAAGAAUACAACAAUAAAUUCAAAACAAGAAUGUGUGAGCAGAUAUAGAUAUUUACCACAGAAAAUAGAAGUCAGAAUGGGUAAAAACAACAAAUAGAGGAAAUAUUUAGAAAUUACGUGAUUCAAUUCAUAUACCUACGCAAAAAACACGAGAAAAACUUUAACACAGAAAUAUUGAUUACCGGAUAGUGCAUGACAAAAAAUAGUAUCAAAAAACUCAAUAAAUUUAUCCUUUUAUGUUAGAUAGCAUUCCUUUUUUAACCAAACUCUGCAUGUUUUAGUGCCGACCGAACCUACAUAUUUAACAAAGGCGAAUCAUUUUGAGGCAACAUCUUUUAAGAGCUCGUGAAGUAACAAAAAUAGCGUCACAAAUUACUCACACUGAUAAAUUCAGUUUCCACGACUAAAUGCCUUCCUCUAACGUUGGUGGAUGCAUUAACAAAAUAUACCACCAACGGUUAUUAUUUGCCCAUCAAGUUGUUUACCAUAGUUUUUGCCACUUUAUAACAGUUGCCAAAACUAAUGCAAACAAAAACGGCGAGAAUUAGAUUAUAAAAGGAUUUUCCGAGUGACCAAAAUUUACGAGAAAAGAUAUUGCAAACAAACCUACUUUCAUGUGGAAAUAAAAUUAAACAAUAGAAAUAAACUAAAGUGUAUUGAGUAUGUGAAAUAUAGGGAACGAAUGACGAACAUAAUUUGUAAACAUUUAAAAUGGAAAGUGAAGAAACUCAAUGUAAAACUGUAUAUAAUAGUCACUUAAGCGAGGCAUUUAAGGAUUGGAACUAUUGACUGUAUAAUAUUCGAAAUUAGGAUGAAGAAAAAAGAUAAUCUAGAUGAUUUAUUGUCAUACUGUAAAUGUUUAAUUUAUAAAUCUAGUGAUAUAAGAUUAUCCUAGCAUUACGCAGCGUCAUAGAAAGAUAACAGCAAAAUUGUAUAACUGUAAAUAUUAUUGAUACAAAAAUGGGAAAAAAUGACGAUUUUUUGUAUUUCAAUGACGCUAUUUUUACAAGAGGCGUUACCUUUGAGCAUGAGUACUCGGAAAAGCACUGAAAUCAACAAAAAACAAAAACAUUUUAAUGGGCUUCGCAAAGCUUUAAACCAUUUUAGACUCCGAACGCGUUAAAAUUUUCGAGAAAGAUUAAAAAAGUGACUAGAAAAAAAUCCUCAAAAUCAUUCAGUCACGCGAUUCCUGAACUGAUACGAUAUAUGACAUGACAUGACAUGUCAUGACAUGAUAUGAUAUGAUAUGACAUAUAUGUUUAGAAAAACAAGUGAAUGUAAAAAACGGAUUGCUUAGCAGUUAAUUUAUUUAUUAAAAUAAUUUCAUAAUUUUAAUUUCAUGUUUUGAUCAAUAUUGUAUCAAGAUUAUAAAAUCAGAAAAAACACGGAUCUGACACGUGCAAUGUAUACUUUUUUUCUAGUUAUUCGAUUGUUCACAUGGCAUAUGCCAUGUUUCAUGUUUAUCUAGAAUGUUUUAAAAUCGGUUUUAAAUGCAUACCAACAAGUUUUUGAAACGCUUCUAAACAAAAUUUCACAGCAUAAUUUAUAUUAAGUGGCUAUAAUUUGAAGCUUUUAACAUAAACAUGAGGUUACAUUUUAACACGUGAGACAUACACUUUACGCCGGAUCACAAGAAAGGUGCUAAACGUUUUUGCCAAACAAAUAAAUUUCGGAAAAAAGAAACUUUUACACAAGAAUAGCACAAUCCCCAUUUUGAAUAGCACAAAAUGUGAUCGAAAAGUCAAGUUCAAAUGGUGAGCCAGCCUAUGUUUUGAAAACAUGUAGAUUUAAAAGUAAACGCAUACAGAAGCAGUGAUUGAUUGAGUCUGAUUAAUUUUAAUUAAUUGUUUGUUUUUGAUUUGUCCUGUGUUCCACGCAUAAAUCUCCAAUGUGAAUAUGAAUUCCGUAUUCACAUUAGAAAAUUAUGGGUAAAAACAUAUUUCUUUUGUUAUCGAUGCCAUCAAUGUUUUUUUUUAUCUAAAAUGUACAUUUUUGUAAUUCUUUCUCCCACCAAACGUCCAUUGUGGCUAGUAUUUGUUGAUAAUAACUAUCCUCUUUUCCAAUCGAUUUAGAAAAAAAGCGCCAUUCAAGAUAAAACAAAAAUCUACCAUGCAAGGUAACGUUUUAUGUAUUAUAUAUUUAGAAUACCGAAACGAAAGUCCAGAUCGUCCGAACAUGUAUUAGAAAAGCUAAUGUAUAGAACUAAAUAACAUUGAACAACACAACAUUUUGAUUUCAACAAUGGGUUGAAUAGACCUAAACGAAAUGACAAAAAAGAAAGAAAUUGCCAUUCAUUAUGAUCCCCCUAUAAUUUUACGAUAAAUAUAGGAACUCUACAAUGCCAUAAUGGCACAAUUUGGAAAUAGGUAGCAUUGCACAAAGCUGCGCUUUUUCGAUGCAGUAGUUAUAAAACUACCAACAUCAAGGGAAAUCUUUGAAAUAAUUGAUGAUAAAGAAUAGAGUAUGUUUAAUUACAAUUUAAUUGUUGUAUGUGUAUAUAAAUAUAUAUUUAGUAAUAUACGAAAUAUAGAAAACAAUUUAUAUAAAA
Messenger RNA from Culex pipiens pallens (northern house mosquito), 9132 nucleotides. It is a transcript of the gene Ten-a, whose product is annotated as teneurin-a. Bases 391 to 6390 code for a protein of 1999 amino acids. NCBI's taxonomy places the organism in Eukaryota, Metazoa, Arthropoda, Insecta, Diptera, Culicidae. The record is from RefSeq and is a predicted model, not a curated record. The transcript is spliced from 8 exons. Gene Ontology annotation, biological process: motor neuron axon guidance.